AUGAUCCGCGAAGUGUGGCGCAUUGAAUUGGGCGUAGGUAUAGGACCCUUCCGUCUUGGUGCUAGCAUUGCCGAAGCAUUACAUGCACUGAAGAGUCGAUUACCCGUUCAUCCCUUUGAGAUCUCGUACAAUGCUGUUGAUCCUUACAAACACGACGUGAUCGUGACUUCUGCCGAGGAUGGAUUUCGUCUACACUUUGAUUCGAUCCAACAAACACUUCAAUCCAUUGAAUUUUACGAUGUUAAUCACGUUGCACUAAAAUUUGGCCGUGUUGAGAUAUUUGGCGGAGACAUUGCUGCUACUUUCAUGUCUGUUUAUAAUUUAUUCGGACCAACGUUUCCAGGCCAUUACGAUAGUGCUGAACAGAGCUACGUAUUGGGUUACAAAGGUGGUUAUUUCAAGUUUCCAAUUCCAGCCGAGUAUCGUCAUUUGUACGAAAACGGCACGGACUUGCCGAUGGAAUUUCCAAACGGUGCUACUCCAGCAGCAACAGGUAUCACAGUCUUUAUGGGUGGAGAUUAUCGGUCUCCUGAACUUGCAGCUCCAACGAAGAGACACUACUUUGAAGAAGUUGACGUUGACAUUGGCAAAGAGCGCACGUCGUUCGUUUUUACUGGCCGAAAGCAGCGCAUUCAGCUUGGGUGGUCGCCUCAGGAGGUAAUAAGCGAGCUAGGUGCUCCGGUCUCUGUUUUUCGACGAGCGGAAGAUCCCAACGAUGGGGCUACUGUUGCUGGAGGCCUCGUCAGUGACUAUUUUCACAACUACCCUCACUUGGGACUCGACAUUUUGUACGAUACGAUGCAUCGUGCCUCAAAGGUGAUUCUGAAGACCAACGCGCUGGGACACCCCGAUUUCGGCACCUACAACAAGUGCAACUUCCGUCUGCGAUUUCAGACCGGAAUGCCAACGACAGCCAGCUCAGAAAUCACGUCUCAGACACCGUGGCAGGAUAUCCGCUCAGUAUUUGGAGGAGCGUCGGACUUGCGACCCAUCGUCCAUGAUAACGGCUUGGGCCUUCACCCGUUCGGCUCAACCUUGUGUUACUCGCCAACACCAGGGUGCAUCUUUGAAGUGAUGAAGAAUGGUUUCAUUGCCAGCGUCACGCUCACAUUCUCGUGCUAA
This is a messenger RNA of Peronospora belbahrii, 1122 nucleotides long. NCBI's taxonomy places the organism in Eukaryota, Oomycota, Peronosporomycetes, Peronosporales, Peronosporaceae. The record is from the annotation of a GenBank genome assembly.